GACAUUUAUUUGUCGGGUUGUUUGAGUUUUCUCAAGUGAUUCUCUCUGUUUUGUAUAUUGGGAUAUGAUUUAGUUAUAUUGGGAUAAGAUUUAGAAAUUGUUUGUAUUGUUAUAUUUUUUUUUUUUUGAAAGAACAUAUUGUUAUAUGAAUAUCAGAAUAUGUGUUAAGUAUAGGAGAUUUUUUUUUUUCUUUCAUGUGAAAUGGUAUUUAAGUACUGUGUUUAACUUUAGGAUAAUUCUAUAUGUUGGUGUUGAUGAAGUGUUUGGUGACAUGGAGAAACUUCUCUCCAAAUAAAAUCUUGUAAUUUAUGUUGUGUUGUUGAUUUUCUAGAGAUAUUUUGUUGUUUUAAUAGGAGAAAAAGAAAAAUAGAGAAUGCUUCAUUGAAUAGUUACCAAUUCAUUUGCAUCUCUUCAGCAUUUUUGUUAGUAUUUGAACAUGUUUAUGUGAAAACUAACACAACGAAUUCUCUUAGAUAGACAUUUAUUUUAUGGGUAAGAUAUAGUGAUGGAUGCAAAAUCUUUGGCAAAGUCGAAAAGAGCUCAUUCUCAGCAGCAUAGUAAGAAACAUCAUCCCAAUCAAAAGUUGAAAUCUCCAUCAACUGAUGCUGUUGGAGCGGCGAACAAACCGUCUCUCAAACAAGUUAGAGAGAAAAACCUUCAGUCUAAGGCUGCAUCUGCACUACCUUCCAAUUGGGAUCGGUACAGUGAAGAGAAUGAUUCUGGUUUAGAAGACCUAUCAAAGAAAAACCCAGAUGUUGUUUUACCAAAAUCCAAAGGCGCAGACUUCCGUAACCUAAUUUUUGAGGCAGAGUCUCAAUCUCAAUCGACUCUUUAUUCGGAUUCCUUCCUGUCUGUUGAUGAUUUUCUUGCUGGUGAAUUUAGAGAAGCAGUUGGGUCUUUGCUUUCAGUCAAGGGAGAGGGCAUCUUGGCAUGGUCUGGAGAUGAUAAUUUUGUUGUGGAGGAUAAAUCAAGGAUGCAACCUGAGGCAUCAUUUAUCUCGAUGAAUCUGCACCGUCUUGAUGAACAACUUACGAAAAUUGACUUAUUGCAGAGACUUUUCAUCGAAACAGAUCUAUUACCAUCAGAACUGCGUGCAACGGAGAUAUCAGAAGCAAGCAGCUCUCGGGAAAGUGACCAAAUUCCUGCAACCAAUGAUCGUUCAGCACUGAAAGAAAUAUCUGAAGAUUUAAUUGAUUCUUUGGCGAAUAUUGCUGAGGUUAAAGCAUCUGCCAGUCUUCAUCCGUCUCUGGGAUUUUGUGAUUCAUCAAAACAGAUUGAUGUUGCCAAGUACAAUCAUCAACCGGAAGUCUCUGAAUUCACACCACGAAACACUGUAAAUUCCCAGGUAGCAGUGGCAGAGGCGGAGCUCGAUAUGCUUCUUGACUCACUAACUAGCGUAGAGAUUCUCGAUUCAACUCGUUUAAGUUCAGCUCACCCCAUAGAAGAAGUAUCUGCAGCCAAGUUUCAACUUCCGAAAAAGAACCUGGAAGAUGACCUAGAUGACCUACUUAAUCAGACGCCCGGUUUGAUGAACCGAAGCAAUAAUUUAUUUGAAUUUAAGGUAGGAAAGAGUGAGAAUUUUAUUCAGUGUAAUGUCUCUCAGUCUCAGGUUGGAACCAAGUCUGAAGCAUUGGAUGACUUUGAUGCUUGGAUGGAUACAAUUUGAUUAUGUUCUAAUUUAAUUUGGUUUUAAGUAACAAAAAUUAUGUUUUAGGAAGGAUGUGUCAUUAUGUAUACAUAUGUUUAUAAUUAAUUUUCAAAAGGUUAUUUUUUACA
Messenger RNA from Cannabis sativa, 1776 nucleotides. Its product is annotated as protein ECERIFERUM 16. The coding region runs from base 506 to 1666 and encodes 386 amino acids. The transcript has 4 exons. Lineage: Eukaryota; Viridiplantae; Streptophyta; Magnoliopsida; Rosales; Cannabaceae. The record is from RefSeq and is a predicted model, not a curated record.